UUUUGUAAAACAAAAGUUAUUCUUUAGAUUAUUUUUAAUAAGAUUUUUCCAUUAUCUCACUCACUAUACUCACUCCUGUAUAAGCUUCUAGAGCAAGAAGAAGACGACUCAAUUCGAAUUCAGGAAGAUCAAGAUGGAUACCAAACCGACUGAGAUCAGCAGCUCAAAGAUGUUUGGAGGAUUCAACAAGAGAUACAAGCAUUUCAGCCCAACUCUCGGUUGCUCCAUGACUUUCCACAUCUACUUCCCUCCUUCUCCUCAAUCUCUUUCCAAAAAAUUUCCUGUGCUUUACUGGCUCUCAGGCCUCACUUGCUCAGAUGAGAAUUUUAUAACAAAGUCUGGAGCACAACGUGCUGCUUCAAGUGAGAGUGUUGCUCUGAUUGUUCCUGACACAUCUCCAAGAGGUUUGAAUGUGGAAGGAGAGGCAGAUAGCUGGGAUUUCGGUGUAGGUGCUGGAUUUUAUCUCAAUGCUACACAAGAGAAGUGGAAGAACUGGCGUAUGUAUGAUUAUGUUGUCAAGGAGUUGCCAAACCUUGUGAAAGAAAAUUUUCCACAGCUCGAUACUUCACGUGCCUCGAUAUCUGGUCAUUCCAUGGGUGGGCAUGGUGCUCUAACAAUCUACCUUAAAAAUCUCGACAAGUAUAAGUCAGCAUCAGCCUUUGCACCAAUUGUGAAUCCUACAAACUGUCCUUGGGGCCAGAAAGCUUUCACAAACUAUCUUGGUGGCAACAAAGCUGAUUGGGAGGAAUAUGAUGCCACUAACCUUGUAGCUAAGUUCCGUGACGUUUCAGCAACAAUUCUAAUCGAUCAGGGAGAAGAUGACAAGUUCUUGGCCGAUCAGUUAAUGCCGCACAAGUUCCAAGAGGCUUGCAAAGCUGCUAAUGUUCCAUUGCUACUGCGAAUGCAGCCCGGAUACGAUCACUCUUACUAUUUCAUUGCCACCUUCAUAGAUGAUCACAUUAGCCACCAUGCUCAAGCUCUUAAUCUCCCAUGAAGGUUAGCAAAACCCGGAAACCUCGGUCGACUAUAAGCCUUAUAUAUUCUGUUUUCGUUUGUGCAAUAGUUGGUUUUCGGGUGAGAACUAUGUUAUAGUGAAAAACAAAUCAGUCCACUUGUAGUAAAAGGAUUUGCUGGAGAUGUUCAUGUUUGUUGUGUGGAUUGGAAUUUAAGCCUUGUCAGUGUUACUUUUGCUAUAUACAUCUUCACUUUUAUAUAACUAUUGUAGUUAUUCUGAAUGCUCUUCUUUUUAACUCGAAUCGAUAAUUUGAACAAA
Molecule: messenger RNA, 1273 nt
Organism: Cannabis sativa
Lineage: Eukaryota; Viridiplantae; Streptophyta; Magnoliopsida; Rosales; Cannabaceae
Product: S-formylglutathione hydrolase
Exons: 7
Coding region: 134-994 (286 amino acids)
Biological process (GO): formaldehyde catabolic process
Cellular component (GO): cytosol
Molecular function (GO): S-formylglutathione hydrolase activity
Source: RefSeq, a predicted model, not a curated record